AUGGUGACAUAUGAGUUGAAAAGCCAGACGUCCGUCACCACCAGGGGCGGGCCACCCAUGGCCUCCUCCGUUCGGGAGCGCGAUAAUGAGCAUCUCCAGCGGAUGGGAAAGAAACCGGUCCUCAAGCGAAACUUCGGCAUUCUCUCGAUCCUCGGCUUCAGCUGCACUAUUCUGGGUACAUGGGAAGGCUUGCUGGGUACCUUCGUUGGCCCUCUGACAAACGGCGGCUCCGGGGGUGCGAUCUAUGCCUACAUUUUCGGGUGGGUAGGCACAACUGCCAUUUUCGUGGUCUUGUCGGAAUUGUCCUCUAUGGCGCCUACUGCAGGAGGCCAAUACCACUGGGCUGCCAUGCUUGCCCCGGCCAGAUUCCAGAAGUUCCUUAGCUUCAUUACUGGAUGGUUUACCGUUAUCGGUUGGCAGACUGCUUUCGCCGCGGGUGCCUUUUUAACGGGACAGAUGUCCCAGGGCGCCGCGAUCCUAGGAAACAACCUCUACAAUGCUCUCCCGUGGCAGGGGACAUUAAUUAUCUGGGCUUCGCUGUGUCUCGCAUUGGCCGUGAACCUGGUCGGCGGCAAACUUCUGCCCCGCAUUGAGGUGACCAUUUUAGUUUUGCAUAUUCUUGGAUUCUUCGGCAUCUUGAUCCCCCUCACUUACAUGGCGGAUCAUAACACAAAAGAGCAAGUCUUUCUGUCUUUCCAGAACGGAGGAGGCUUUGCCACGCAGGGAUUGUCCUGGUUCGUCGGUAUGACCAACUGUGCCUUUGCCUUUGGUGGAGGUGAUGCCGCCGUGCAUAUGGCCGAAGAGGUCGCGAAUGCGUCGAGGGUCAUUCCUUACGCUCUUAUGCUCAGUGUCAUGGUAAACGGCUGCCUUGGCUUCGGUAUGAUAAUUGCCAUGAUGUUCUGCACCGGUCCCGAUCUUGGUGGUACGUUGGGGAAGAUCACUGGGUUUAACUUUAUGGGGAUCUUCAUGGAAGCGACCGGCUCAGUGUCGGGCUCAUUGGCCAUGUGUGCUAUCAUUCUCAUCCUUUACAUUUGUGCGCUCAUGGGUGUACUGGCCGCGGCAUCCCGACAGCUUUGGUCUUUCUCCCGAGACAGGGGAGUUCCCGGAUGGCGAUGGUGGAGUCGGGUUUCCUCCAGCAGAAGCUUGCCUAUUUACUCCAUCUUCCUUACAGUGACCAUCGCUGGGCUGCUGGCCUUGAUUAACAUUGGCUCCAGCCUUGCUAUGGAGGACGUGGUGUCGAUGGCAGUGUCGAGCGUCUACCUUUCGUACCUCAUGAUUGCGGUUCUGCUCUUUUACCGCCGAAUCCGUGGCGACAUCUCCCGAUAUGACGAUAACGAGGAUGGCAUUGUCAAUGUGCCCGGUGCGAAACUUGUCUGGGGUCCGAUCCAUUGUCCCGGCAUCGUGGGCACCUUGAUCAACGGGUUCGCGAUCAUUUAUAUCGCCAUCGUCGUCUUUUUCAGCUUCUGGCCAACUCAAAUGAACCCAACGGCGGAGUCGAUGAACUGGAGCAUUGUCGCAGUCGGGAGCAGCUCCCUUCUUGCCACUCUAUAUUACUUUGUGCGUGCCCGGUUCAUCUACACGGGCCCCGUUAUUGAGGUCUCUCUGUAG
Penicillium cinerascens is the source of this 1608-nucleotide messenger RNA. RefSeq lists its product as uncharacterized. Gene Ontology annotation, cellular component: membrane. The record is from RefSeq and is a predicted model, not a curated record. The coding region runs from base 1 to 1608 and encodes 535 amino acids. Gene Ontology annotation, biological process: transmembrane transport. Gene Ontology annotation, molecular function: transmembrane transporter activity. Lineage: Eukaryota; Fungi; Ascomycota; Eurotiomycetes; Eurotiales; Aspergillaceae. The transcript has 8 exons.